Molecule: messenger RNA, 10667 nt
Organism: Mauremys mutica (yellowpond turtle)
Lineage: Eukaryota; Metazoa; Chordata; Testudines; Geoemydidae
Gene: DENND1B
Product: DENN domain containing 1B
Exons: 23
Coding region: 183-2564 (793 amino acids)
Biological process (GO): endocytosis; endocytic recycling
Cellular component (GO): nuclear speck; cytosol; intracellular membrane-bounded organelle
Molecular function (GO): guanyl-nucleotide exchange factor activity; phosphatidylinositol phosphate binding
Source: RefSeq, a predicted model, not a curated record
UGCCGCCGCUCCCCGCCGCGCUCACGGCUCGAGCCGGGGGAGCGGAGCAGCCAUGGGCCACCGCCAGCAGCCGCUGUAACCUCCCCGUCCCCCGGGGCCGGCGCGUCCCUCCUUUCCCUGCCGGCCGGGCGAGGUGUUUCCCCGCGGGGCGCGGACCGGCGGCCGGGGCCCGAGAUGUGACCAUGGACAGCAGGAUCAAGCAAAAUCCAGAAAGUACAUUUGAUUUGGUACUCAAGGUAAAAUGCCAGGCUUCUGAAAAUGAAGAUCCGGUGGUACUGUGGAAGUUCCCGGAGGACUUCGGAGACCAGGAGGUGCUGCAGAGUGUGCCGAAGUUCUGCUUUCCCUUUGACGUUGAAAGAGUGUCCCAAAAUCAAGUAGGACAGCACUUUACCUUUGUGCUUACAGACAUUGAAAGUAAACAAAAGUUUGGAUUUUGCCGGUUAACAUCAGGAGGCAAAGUCUGCCUCUGUAUUGUAAGUUACCUGCCAUGGUUUGAGGUGUACUACAAAUUGCUAAAUACUCUGGCAGAUUAUUUGGCUAAAGAACAGGAAAAUGACUUGAAUGAUAUGUUAAAAUCACUGUAUAGCCACCCUGUGCCAAAGGCAAACACUCCUGUCAGUUUAAACGUGAAUCAAGAGAUGUUUUUUGCAAGUGAGCAAGUUCUGAAAAAUCAGCCGUACCUAGUAUCGCAUUCGUACUUCAUUACUCCUGAUCUAACUGGAUUGCCAACAAUCCCAGAAAGCAGAAAUCUUACUGAAUAUUUUGUUGCUGUGGAUGUGAACAACAUGAUGCAACUUUAUGCUAGUAUGUUGAAUGAGAGACGAAUCAUUAUUACCUCUAGCAAACUAAGCACUUUAACUGCUUGUGUUCAUGGGUCAGCUGCAUUGUUAUAUCCAAUGUAUUGGCAACACAUAUACAUCCCAGUGCUUCCUCCACACCUUCUGGACUACUGCUGUGCACCGAUGCCCUAUCUAAUUGGAGUUCACUUAAGCUUAAUAGAAAGAGUAAAAAAUAGAUCACUGGAGGAUGUGGUUAUGCUAAAUGUUGACACAAACACUCUAGAAAACCCAUUUAAUGACCUGAACAACCUACCUAGUGAAGUGGUCUCAGCCUUGAAAAAUAAACUGAAGAAGCAGUCUACAGCUACGGGCGAUGGAGUAGCUAGGGCCUUCCUUAGGACACAGGCAGCAUUGUUUGGAUCCUACAGAGAUGCACUAAGAUACAAACCUGGAGAGCCUAUCACUUUCUGUGAGGACAGUUUUGUGAAGCAUCGUUCCAGUACGACCAAACAGUUCCUGGAAACUGCAGUGAAUCUUCAACUUUUUAAACAGUUUAUUGAUGGUCGACUAGCAAAGCUAAAUGCUGGAAGAGGGUUCUCAGAUGCUUUUGAAGAAGAGAUCACUUCUGGAGGCUUCUGUGGAGGAAAUUCAAAAUCUUACCAGCAGUGGGUGCAUACAGUAAAGAAAGGAGGUGCACUAAUCAACACAGCCAUGACCAAAGCCAGCCCUGCUGUGAAGACAGCAUACAAAUUUGCAAAAAGUCAUGCAAAGCAGGGAAUAAAAGAAGUGAGGAGUAAGUUAAAACACAAGGAGAGUGAUGAAGAAUAUGGAACUUGUAGCUCUGGUGUACUACAGUGUGCACCAGUGUACACAUUACACAAUCAGAAAAGAGGAAAUUCAGAAAAACGAAGACUUGCCCAGACGCGUUUCAACCAACACCUUUCCAAUGUCAGCAAUCAUGAUUCUGCCCUGGAUGACGAUGACGAUGAUGAAAUGGACAGAACAAGCAAGUUAUCGUCUGAAGACAGCGAGGAAGCUUCCACUUAUUUUUAUGAUAGUGACGAUUCUGGUGAAACAGGAGUAAAGUCUUAUCACACAGGAGAAAUGGACUUGCUGGGAGAGAUUUUGGACACGCUGAGCACACACAGUUCAGAUCAAGGAAAGCUCUCAGGAGCAAAGAGCCUGGAUUUCUUUAGAUCAACGGAUGAUAUUGAUUAUAAGGCUAUGAACAAGUCUAGUGCACCUAGUGAGAGCAACCUCGCUCUGCUCUGUAGUGGUACUAAUGAUCCAGUGGAGUGGAAUCUUGGUCAGGAUGAUAGUGUUCUCCAUGGGAAACAGCUCCCUCCAUCGCCAAGGAAGCAAGUUGAUUUUAGUGACCAGAUGGAAUCUGUCUCUGUGCUGCAGGAGGAAAAUAGUGACAAAAUCCUUAGUGCUGACCAUGUGGAUUUCCCUAAAGAUUUUGUAAAGUCAUCUUCUCCAACACGAUCAGUUGCACAACUUGCUUCUCUGGAAUUUUCCCAAGUAGAUGACUCCUUCCAUAGGAAGAUAAAACCGAAUGAAACACUAAGCAAUACCUCAGAGGAUCAGCUCCCAGUGAACCUUUGUCAACAUCCAUCCAUUCUAAUUCCUUGGCAAAAAGAAGGGGAUGAAGGAAAGGAAACCCCAGAAGAAAGCGAGCUUCUUCAUGAAGUUGUGUCAUUAUGUAAAAUAACCUCUGCUUUCCACCACAGUUUAAACAUUUCAGAGGAUCAUUACUCCAGUAAUAGCAGUGGAAAUAAAGCGUAAGGGAACUUUGAGAAGAGAAACUACUUCCAUGAGAGGUUAAAGAGAGAUUACUCAGGAGUCCAUGUAACACAUGAUAACCAAAAGAUCACAAAGGAAUAAUUACUUUUACAUUUUAAAAUAUUUCUGUUUGUUUAGUACAUGGAUUUAGACAUCUGCUUAUAUGUUUCUCAGUUAAUUUGUUGGCUGUGUUUAAGUCCACAAGAUGGAACUAAAUAUACUAAUGCACUCUUAAAUCAGGUACUAGUUUGUAUGUAUGUGAAAUAUACAACUGGUGCAUGGUGCUUACUAAUGUUCCUUUGUGCAGCAGGAAGUGUAUCACCUUUGCAUAUAUCCAGAUACUGAAGGUACUGUAUUAAUCCUGUUGGGCAUGAAAUGAACAAAACAGUUUAAAUUUUUCAGAAAAUUACAAAUAUCGAUGUUUGUAAUGAUUUAAUUGCCUUAAUCAUUUGGGAAAAGGUUUAAAUAUCUUACAAGAUGACUUGCAAACAUUCAGAAGAGCAAUAAUGAUUUUCCAUGGCAGGUAUCUGCUUGAGCAAAAGGGAAAAAGACCUUUUCCAAACUAAAAGGUCUCUUGUCAAUAAUAGGGAGCUUGUUAUAAACAGAAACUGUGGCCGUGUCUUCCAGACCUUGAAAAGAUGGUGCAUACUUUUCUCUUAUGAAGUGCUGAAUUAUAAUGUGAAGUUACUUAACUUCUGUUUACAACUAAGGCACUUUAAAGACAUAUUAUCCAGUGUCUCAAUGUAGAUGUUUUCAUCUAGGAAUUUUCAGAAAGGAAAGUGUAAGUGAAAUUGAUAGAUUUUAUUGCUGUUUUUUAAAUUUCUACAAUUUAAUAAUUCUAUACUAAAAUUAAUUUGUGCCACUGCUGAACAUGACCAUUUGAUUUUUACAAGCCACCUUUAAAAGAAACAUUAAAUUAUUGCUUUUCUUCUUAGGAGUUUUGUUUAGUUGAGCUGUGCAGUAUUUUAAAGAGCAGUGAAUGAAGAUUACUUAUAACACUAGACAUCAAAAGUAAUUGGUUCAGCUAUUAAGAAUGCAAAUUACAAGGAAGGGAAUUAAAUGGAUGCUGCAUGUACUAUAUUUAGGCAUAAACGUUUAUCCCCCUUCGAGCAUGUAGCAUUCCUAAAGGAUAUUUCUGUAUUUAAAAUUCAAAUAGUAGAUUCCUCCCUGAGUGGAGCACAUCUAUUCAUUGUCCUUGUCCACCCCUCUUUGUCCCCUACCCUCUGUGGAUCAGAACAAGUACAUUCUGGAGUGAACCAUACUAGGCCAAAAAUGGCAACUUUGAAUACUGUCUAUUGGCAUGUGUAACACAAAGCAAGGAGUAACAGGAUUUGGCACUGUGAGGAAUGCUCUCCCACUCUUCCUCACCAACAGAAGGAAUCUUCUUCUGUGGCAAGGACGGCUUAGUGGUAUCCUCAGCACAGACCAGGGAGAGCAAGUUGAAGAAGGCAGGGGUUAGGGGCAGGUUGAGCUGCAGUACUUUGGUAGUGGAUCACUGCACAGGUUAACACCAGUUGUCAUGUUUGGGUUUACAAAGGAAGUUUCCUCUUGGCUAAUGCAAUUUGGCUUUUCUUUUCCUGUUUUAUCACCAUGAGCAUCAGGCAAUUGGUUAUGUCAGGUGGCUCAAGGGAAUUGGUGUGCGAUCCCUUUGGGGAGGUUGCGGGGCGGUGGCUGUUUGAUGCUCUGCCCAUGAGAUCUAGUGUCUAAUACUAUCUUGUCAUUUCACAUAAGUUUGUUGGCAACAUCCCUGGCAUUGUAAAAGAAGGUCUUGUAUCCCAAACUACAGACUCCGGAUGGGAGAAAAGGAGCGGGGAAGCAGAUUUUAGCAACACCACUGGUGAGGAUGGGCCGCAUGACUGGGUAAUGGUAUGAGGCCCUUCCACCAAAGUGUCCCGUUUUACAUACAAAGGAAAAGGUCAGGACUCACAAUUCAUAAUAUAAUGUCCUUGGCUGAUUAGAACAUGAAAGUUUUUAUAGGUGUGUUCAGUGUAUAUUUCUGAAGAGGACCUCAGCAGCUUAUUGGUGCGGAGGAUGAUUGUAAGAUUUGCAUCUUGAUCUGUCUUGGGGUUUUCUGUAGUACAUAUCACCAUAGUAUCUGAGAUGCAAGUGGAAUCUUUAUUUGUGUUAUGCCAAAAAGUGGCACUUGGCAAAGCUGUGUUUGAGUUACUGAGGACCAAAAUUAUUAACCCGUAAACUAUUAAACAUUUUAGCUGGGUUAUCAGAUAUCAAGAAAUAGGAAGUGUCAGGUCUGAACAGUGUUUAAAUGGGGGAGCUCGAAGGAAAACACAAGAUGUUGCAGGAGGUGGUACAGGGAAUCGGGAAGUGGCAUUUUUCUUUGUUGGUCCUGAAUCAGUACCCAAGUAGGUUAUGCUGUGCUGUUAGGUGCAUCUAAGAUAAGACAGGAAAAAGAAAAGUCUUACCAAUCUCUUAGCACUUCUCGUUUGAUUGUUACUCUGAUAACACUAGAAAAAUGAAAUGUUCAGUUGCAUUCUUAUUUGUGUAACUGCAUUUUGCUAACCUUAAGUCCCAGAUUCAACUGAAUACAGUAUUCUUUUCCUGUUGUGUGGUGUUCCUGUGUACAGUCCCACCCUUGAGAAGACAGCUUUCCUUUGUAGGUUUAACAGGGUUGCCACUCUCUGGUAGUGCCUCCUUGCAUAUAGGUCAGAGAAAGUCACUCUUGCUGCAUCGGGUGCCCCCUUGCCGCUCAUUGCUUGCUCUGCAAUAGCCCUUCUUCAAAUAACUUGGCCCUCUAGCUAGGUUACCAUUUAGUCCACCCCUCCUGGUGGACUUAUAAAGUCCAACAGGACAACUGCCCAGAUGCUGCUGCCAGAUGCAUUCAGCCCUCCUCGGGCUCUGUGCCACUAUACCAGUGGCAGGCAGGGGAAUCCGGAGCCACCUGUUAUAUCAGGUUCCAGCUCAGGGACCUUAUAAUGAGCAAUCCAGGUCCUCAUUCCCAUUCCCUGGCACUGUUUCCCCAGUCUCCUUCCUACCAAGCCUCCGUAUCUUCUCUUUCCUGGUUCUCAGUUUACUACUGGAGCCAACUGUACUCCCCGUGGCUACUUCACCCCUCCUAGCCUCUUGCCAGACUCCUUACACCAGGAAAGGAUCUUACACCAGAGCUUACUCUCGCCUUGGAAUUCCUCCUUGCUCCGGGAGGCCUCCCUCCUCCCAGGGGAGCAACUGCGGACUCCUUUACCUGCAAGCUGCCUGCUGCUUUCAGCCUCCUGGUUUUUUAGUGCUGGCCCAGCCCUCCCCCAAGCUGGGCUUCCCUCUCAGUUAACCCUGGCCCUCCUCUCAGGUGAUGUCAGGUGACCUAAUUAGUGCCUCAGGCCCUCAUUCACCCUAUCAGGGCUGGUGUGGGGUGCACACCAUAUCACAAUAGGUGAAGUGAAUUCUUGGGUAGGGCUAGGAGGAAUCAGAAUGAGAUAAUGUGAAAAGACAUUAGGAAUCUACUAGGAUAAUAGGCACUAUGCACAUUUGUAAGAUGUUAUAUUAAAUGCUUUUAUAUCUUAGAGACGUAUCAGUUUCUGUCUUGGAGGAAAAAAUAAGGUUAUCAGAAAUUCUAGUCAUGUUUACUUUUAAAUCUAUAAAAGCAUCUUUCGGGAAUGCAGCUUGAGAUUUAAGGAUGGGGUUUUCAAAAACAUCUAAUGGACCGUCUUUCACUGACUUUUGAUAGGAGUUGGGCACCUGACUCCCUUAGGCACUUCACUGGAGGAGAAUUUGUAGGGCAUACCAGGUUGCUAAUGUCCCUUUAAUGAUUAUUAGGAGUAAAGCACUGAAAAAAUGAUUUGGGAUUUGUACAACAUUGAUGCCUUGAUGGGUUAUUGUUUUAUAAGUAAUAUUCACAUCUCUGAUAAGUGAAAUUGAAGAAGUAGAAAGUUAAUAGAUGGCUCUUAAAAUUCAACUUUUUGAAUUAUUUUUUAUUGCAAUAGCCAUGAAUGUGUUAGGGUUGCCACACUAAUGUCAAAUCCUUCCCAUAUUGCUGAUGUGAUUCGUAGAAUGUUUACAGUAUUUUGACUAUUGUGUCUUCCUUCUUGUUGAACCUACAUACCUUAACAUAUAGCCUCGUUAUCUAUGUCUGAUUAAUUUAAAUUUAGCCACAUUUUUAGAUUCUUUACCACUUGAUAUCAAAUGUCUUUUUGAAAGGCUAAUAUUGGUGCCUUAUUUAAACAUACAAAAUUACCAGGCAUCUUCCAUAUUAACAACAAAAAACCAGUUAACCAUGCCAAAUUUAUCAAAUAGAGUAGCAACUCUGCUAUGUCCAGCCAACACAGCUCUACUCUGUUCUUAGUGCAGUAUCAGUCUGUCUGUAGGCCACGUCUACAGUAUUUUGAUUAUCACAGAGAGUCCCAUGGUAAGAAAAAUUGUCCAUGUCAAGGAUUUUACAAGUUUUCAACUAUUCUCAUCUGUGUGAAUUCUCCUAAUGCCUUCUAAAGCAUCAGCGUUAAUUUCCAUCUACUGGUGAGAGCUGAACUCAGUUCAGUGAAAAAGCUGCUCAGGACUCCAGUAGAGGCACCUGUUUUUUUAGCUGAAUCAGUAUCUUUAUGAGUGUCCCAUUUCCCCCCCAUGAGGGAAAUAAGAGAUUUUUUUGAUUUAACAUUGCACUCUCUUAUCCAUACUUAGGGACAAAGUCCUGACCUAGUCAGUUACACUGGGACUUGGAUUUCACGUCUUCAGUUCAUCUCUAAUAGAUUGUGCACCGUGCCUCCAUGAAGUGAGCCAUAUCCCCAUUCUGCUUAGAGAAAAACAGCAUGAGAGCAUCAGGAGAAGGGACAGUCACUCUUCAGGAUUCCCCUCUCUGACUUUUCCCUGUAUUGUUCCAUUGGGAUGAUACAGCUGGGCCCCUCAACCCAUGAGCAGAGGGUUCAUCCCCCAGAACCUGUGGAUCUUAGUGGGUAUUCUGGAGUCCUGGACCUUGUCUCACUCCAGCUGUUUUGCAGUGUGACUCCAAUGAAGCCUUUUCAUCAAAUCCCGCACAGGGGGGGAAGCAUGAUCUGUGGCCCCCAUUAUAGCCUUCUCAUCUCUCUAUGUGUAGAUCCCCAAUACUGUGAAAAUCCUUUACAGAAGUCCAGAGAUGGACAGAACUAUGGAUGCCAAUCCCUGCCCUCCCUGUAUGCAUGCAGAGAGAGCUCUGUACAGGAGAUGAUUGAGAACAGUCUGUCAGUCACAGUGCCAUGUAUUGGGGUAUCGUUACUUCAAAAAUAGGCUUGUUUUGAAGGAAGAGUGGAGUUCGAGAAGCUGAGAAAUAAUUGUCCUGACUGAAACCUUCACAGUCACGUAGCAUUUCUGAGAGUGAUAUUGCUGAUUGGCUAAAGGUGGGAUUUUCACAAAGUCUCAGCAUUAGCUAGACUCUGCUUUCAGAGAAGUCAAUGGGGCAUUUUAACAUUGACUUCAGUGGGAGCAGACUUAGACCAACACUGAGCAACUUUGAAAUCCUACCUAACUGUUAAAUUUUUUAAGAUUUCACAAUUUGGGUUUUUCUGUCUUUCAGGCUGUAGAAUGAGUUUUUCCUAACCCCAUGUUAUUGUUAAUUAUAUAUUUCUAGGCAAAGAAAUUUUAAACCAGUUAAAUAGCCUUCAAUUUUCCAUCCACAAUUAAUUGUGGGUUCAGUUCUACAGAACAAUCAGUUGUGCAACCCUCAAAUCAUAUUGGUAAAUGUCUAUAAUCUGUUUUAUGUGCAUGUAAAUGAUUGAGGGAACAAAACUUCAUGCAGGGAAACUAGAUUCUAGGUUGAGGCCCUUUUGAAAAUGUGGCCCUUUGUGUAAUAAAACUUACAUUAGUAGCCCAUUCAGGAGCAAGGAGCCUACACAACUGCUGAUCCAUGGAAGCUUUGCCCUCCAUCCUCCCUGUCAAUACUAUUACAAGGAUUGUGCCUGUUCCUAGGGGUUUACAUAGGGGUUUCUGUCUUAGCAGAUGCUUAUUGUCACAUAAGGCACCAUGGGCUGACUGCCCAAAAGGAGUUAGGUGCCUAAGUCUCCAGUUUUGGGAUCACUGCUUUGCCCAAUAUUCCCACUGAAACCCUGAAGGCACCUAAACCCACUGGACUCCCUAGAAGCCCACAUUUCUGCCUCUGAGCACACACAGUGCUUCCUCCCCGUGGGCAACCGGACACCUAUUUCCUGCAUAAGCUCCAGAAUGAUGCACAAACCAGGAGAAAACAACCUUUCAGCGUUAAACUUGCCUGAGGGGUCCAAUCCAGUAGGCAUGCUCAAAGGCUGCCCACUGAAUCAGGCCCCCAUAGAUGAGCUUAUACAGAACAGCCAGAGGAAGCAGAAGAAAAGGACUUCUCUUGUAUCUUUUAGCACAGUGGUUAGGGUACUCCCCUGGGAGGUGGGAGAAGGGGUUUGAACAGGGAUCUGCCACCUGUCAGGUGAAUGCUCUAAUUAUGGGCCUGUGGGAUUUUAGCCGGGCCGGGGGUUUCAACCAAAAUAAUUUGGUGGUGUUAUGCAAAUUCAUUAAAUGUUUUGAUGUCGCUGAAUCUGCAUUUUUCACCAAAACAAAUUUAGGUUGAAAACUUUUGCCCAGCUGUAGUUGAGAUGAAAAAUUCAAAGUAUGAACUAUAGCCCAGGUUUUACUACAGUAAAAUGUGCUCAACAGAAGCUAGUUUGUACAUUUCUUAGAUCACUUUUAACAGGAUUCACAUUUAGAAUCCACUAACAGUAUUAGCCCUGGAACAAUAGAAGUGGAAUUCAAGUAAAUUGACAUUUGAUUCUGAUUGUGUAAAAUGCUGUUAUGUUUCUGUUAAAGUAAGGGAGCUACUUGGAUGUGGAGGGACACAUAUUGACUUUCAAAAAAUUACUGGAUUUUGUGCAAUAUUUUUCCUUUUCUUUUUUUGAAGUAAUUUAGUUCCAGCAAAUAUGCACAUCUGCUUUUCAAGCAGAUCCUUGAGAUCAUAUUUUUGGAACUGUAUAAAAUUACAUGUAGCAUUUUAAUAUGGUUGUAUGAUAAAAAUAUAAACAGUACGUUGUCACCUGGCAAAUGUGCAUCUCCAAAUGUGACUGGAAAUGAUUGUGUUUGUCAUGUUAUUGUACUAUAGUAAUAAACAUGGUUUCAGCAGUGAUUAAUAAACAAGUAAGCAAAAGUAAUAAUGUCUAUCUUCUACUCACAGUAUGUUACAAGAACAUAGUGGGAGUAAUUUCUGUUUAUACAUUUAGAACUUCUGAUGCUUAGUUUAUCACUUGAUUUUUUUUUAACAAGUUAAGCAUCUAUUCUCAAUAUAAUCAAUACAAUCAAUGCUAGAUAAUAAUUUAUGGUGGUUACUGUAUGUAUAUCCAGAAUCUAGUUUGUGACAGCCCUAAUUGUGAUAAAUCAUUGCUUAAAUCAAUUGUUGCCAGUACCUUUUUAAUUUUCUGUAAAUUAAAUUAUCUAUUGAUGUACAUUUUGUUUUAACCUUCAAGCUUCUGUCAAGAACUGGUUUAAAUUAAUUUACUUGAAUUGGGCGAUAAAGCACUGUGGAAUAGUUAGUUUUGGAUGCAACACACAAACAAGCAUAUAUUGUGUUAAUUCACCAUUUUGUUCAGGAGAAGAUAAGUAAAAAUGUUUCAUUUGUUCAAGGAAAUAACUGGUUUUUUAAAUCUGUGUCUGAAAGAGAGAAGGAAAAAGCAUCAGCAUUGAACAGAGAGUAAUAACCUGCCUUGGCAUUAUUCCUAAACUUUUUUUCAGAGCUUUUUUUAGCCAUCUUUGGGAAAAGUCUUUAUAAAGCUCUUAUGGGCCAGUAGGGACGUCUUUAAUUACCUACCGGAAAGACAUGAAGUACAGGAUGUUUUGAGAUGUAAUUCUUUUAUUGAUCCUUUUAAUAAUCACAGAGGUAUUUAAAUAAAUUGUUAACACUGUGUUCUAGCAUGUUUAUAAAUAGGAUCAGACACUGGCUUUUAUUAAAACUGCCACCAAAUUUAGGACUUUACUCUGUGCUGUCGCACACUUUAGCCUACAGUAUGAAAUCAUCUCCAGAAUUACAGACCAGACCUUAGACUACUACCAGUAGCACGCUGUGUAUGUACAAUAAAUUGUGUUUUUUCCAAGUUAUAAUGUCAGUGCAAAGUUUUUGGUGAACUCCACAUUACCAUAAAGUGCCCCACAUUGUGUUAUAAAAUAAAAUUUACCAAA